Brassica napus (rape) is the source of this 1950-nucleotide messenger RNA. RefSeq names its product protein WVD2-like 5. The record is from RefSeq and is a predicted model, not a curated record. The transcript is spliced from 9 exons. Gene Ontology annotation, molecular function: microtubule binding. NCBI's taxonomy places the organism in Eukaryota, Viridiplantae, Streptophyta, Magnoliopsida, Brassicales, Brassicaceae. Bases 386 to 1699 code for a protein of 437 amino acids.
GCCAUCACUAGUGAGCUUCAGUACCACAAGAUUUAGAUUUGCUUUUUUUUUUUUUUUAAUUCCAGAUUAAAUUUGUGUUUCUCUGAUUUGUUUACUUAGAUCAGUUAGUUAUGGAUGAGUAAGCUAAGUGAGUAGGUUUUGUCUUUAAUUUGAUCGACCUGGUUUUGUACGAAUCCAUUUACUUAAGAGUAGCUGAAGCCUCUGGGUAUUGGACAAGAAGAGUGCUUUUGAUGUUCAACACUUCUAAAAUGUUGUAGCUUGAGUCUUGGUCACUUGUUUCACUUCAUAAACCUUACAAAAGCACUUUGAUUUGAUUUUUGUUGAAACAUGUUUGAUUGAUUUACAUUACAAUGCCUGGGUUUCAAGUUUGUGUUAAUUCAAGUGAAUGCUUUUUAGUUUUACUAUGGAUCUGGAAAGUGUCAUGGCUGCUGAUGGGACGGACUUUGCUCUUGCAAAUGGUGGUGUAGCAGUGGAAGAUGUUGGUGUUGAAGGAAAUGGUGUUGAUUCUGGAGAGACCUUGGAUACUACUUCGGAUAGUCAGAAUGAGAAUUCUGGAGAUAGUUCCAAUUUGGAUGCAGUUGAACAGCCGCCCAAAGAGGCAGCAGCUGAGGUCACACAAGGUGUAAAUGGAGAAGAUCCAAAGCAUGUUAAAGGCGAAAAGGCUCAACGGAAGCUUAAGCAUGAGAAACUCCCAGGUGGUAAGAAUGUUCCAUCGGUACAUGUCAAAAAGAACAAAGGUGCAGUUGCUAAAGUGGCAGCAUCGAAUGGUUCUGUUGCUCCUAAUGCUCACACAACAAAGUCUCUUAAGAGCACAUCAUCCAAUGGUAGAGCGGCUAAAGUAACAGAGCAUGGGAAGCAAGACUCUACACCAGCUGAAAGCACCACUGGGGACAAGGUGAAACCAAAGCCUCAAAAGAAACAAACCCAUGAGACAUCUGAAGAUGAUACUCAGUCUUCUAAUAGCCCCAAGGCAGACGAUGGCAAACCUCGUAAAGUUGGCGCACUUCCAAAUUAUGGAUUCAGUUUCAAAUGUGACCAACGGGCAGAGAAAAGAAGAGAGUUCUAUGUUAAGCUUGAGGAAAAGACUCAUGCGAAAGAAGAGGAGAUUAACAACAUGCAAGCCAAGUCCAAGGAAACAGAAGAAGCUGAGCUUAGGAAGCUGAGGAAGAGCUUGAACUUCAAAGCCACACCCAUGCCUAGCUUUUCUCAGCCGCCCAAAACAGAGUUAAAGAAGAUACCACCAACAAGACCCAAAUCUCCAAAACUGGGGAGAAAGAAGACUGAUGCUGAAGAAACUCAAACCCCUCGCGUCGGUAGGCUGAGCCUAGAUGAGAAAGCCUCAAGAGAUCACCCAGCUGCUAAGGGAACUGCGGCAACGGUUGAUCCCAAGAAGCAACCGUUGCGCAAGUCACUUCCAAGAUUGCCAUCUCAGAAAACAACUCUCCCUGAUGGAAAACCAGCCGCCACAACCUCAGCAAAGGUGAAACCUGAAAGAAAGAAACUUGAAAAAGAUGCAGAAACUCAAAGCCAGUCUUCAAAUCCCAAAGAAGAGGAAGCACAAGUGACUGCAUCACCCAAUGCUGAUGGAGAAAAGGACUCGCAUGAGACUGUGUCUCCAAGGAUGGAUGAAGACAGAGUGGAGUCUGUUGAGGUACCUGAAGCGGUUGCUGUUGAGCAUAAAGAGCUCUGUGUUAAUUAAGGAAGACAAGAGGAAAAGAAAGCAUGUAAUAGUUAUAUAUAUAUCUUCGACCAAAACUUGUUUGAGAAGAAAUGGGUAAAAGAGUGAAAAGAAUCAUUGUGUUUGGUUCUAAAGGUUGUUGCUUUUUUAUAUAUUUCUAUGUUUGAUGGUGUAAUGUUUUUAAUCUUUUAUGUUGUAUUUUGAUGUCAAGAUCUUUUCUUUUUUGAUGUUUUGGUUUCUAAAAAGUGAAUAUUCAGGAGAUUUUCUUCGUA